GGAGGCGGCGCUGCAAGUGACGGCGCGAUACUGCCGCAAAGAAAUGGAGCAGUAUGGCCAGUGUGUGGCCGCCAACCCCGCCUCCUGGCAGCAAGAAUGUCACCAGCUCAAACUCGACAUGGCCAAAUGCUCAUCUUCCCACCCUAUUAUCCAGAAGAUCCGGAACGACUGCGCCGAGCCAUUCGCUGCGUUCGAACAGUGCCUUAAGGAAAACCAGACCUCAGUGAUGAACUGCGCCGAGUACGUCCAACAGUUCCUGCACUGUGCUGACCAAGUGAAACUAGCUACAUAAGUGCAAAAUGGUGCUUUCCCUCGGUGGCCGUUGUGCUGUGGAGUGCCCAUACGACUGAAGUUCCUACCUGGAAUGACAGCAGGAACAUCACAGAUUCUCAAGAUCCUGCA
This is a messenger RNA of Euleptes europaea (tarantolino), 402 nucleotides long. It is a transcript of the gene CHCHD5, whose product is annotated as coiled-coil-helix-coiled-coil-helix domain containing 5. The record is from RefSeq and is a predicted model, not a curated record. The transcript is spliced from 3 exons. Lineage: Eukaryota; Metazoa; Chordata; Lepidosauria; Squamata; Sphaerodactylidae. The coding region runs from base 44 to 292 and encodes 82 amino acids.